Messenger RNA from Peronospora matthiolae, 189 nucleotides. The record is from the annotation of a GenBank genome assembly. Lineage: Eukaryota; Oomycota; Peronosporomycetes; Peronosporales; Peronosporaceae.
AUGUGGGCGAUCGUACAGCGGCACAACAAUGACAUUCUGCACAUCAACAAGUUUAAGUUCGGUGAAGUUAUGGACGAGCGCGAUGAAGGUGAAGUGUUGGUUGCAGAGGGAAACAAGGCUGCGAUCAACGGUGUCGGGAAAAUCGUCGAAAAGGUGGUCCUGUCCAAUGGUGAAGAGCGCGAAGUCUAG